Molecule: messenger RNA, 1219 nt
Organism: Stylophora pistillata
Lineage: Eukaryota; Metazoa; Cnidaria; Anthozoa; Scleractinia; Pocilloporidae
Product: fibroleukin
Source: RefSeq, a predicted model, not a curated record
AUGGGGAAGUUAAAAGAGAAAGUUCUACAAGUUAAGAACUGUGCUGAACUUUACAAGUGCGGUCAAACCAUCAAUGGUGUUUAUACAAUCGACCCUGAUGGUUCAGGUGCCUUUAAUGUCUAUUGUGAUCAGACAACAGCUGGUGGAGGAUGGACAGUGAUCCAGAAGAGGGUGGAUAACACCAUAGAUUUCAACCGAACUUGGAAAGAGUAUAAAAAUGGAUUUGGUAACUUCCUCAUUCGUGACUUUUGGCUCGGACUGGACAAGAUCCAACGCCUGACCCAAAACAAGACAGAAAACAAACUCCGCGUGGAUCUGGGAGUAACUGACGACAAAACUGUCUACGCAGAGUAUGAAUGGUUUGGUAUUGAGAACGAGACAGCUGAUUACAAGCUGCACAUCGGCAAGUUUUCAUCUGAAGCUGAUACAAUUGAUUCGCUAUCCAAACAUAAUGGUAGGUCGUUUAGAGCCUGGAACAGAUCUUCAGCUGACUAUGAUUGUACAUUUGGGGGAGGCUGGUGGUACCUGGAAGACUGUGAGACUAUUUCCUCAAAUCUCAAUGGCAUCUACCCUUCUCAUAAAAGUACUGUUCGUAACAUUCAUCAAAUUUUCUGGGGACGGUUAAACCCUGGAAAUGCUACCGCUGAAUACCAGGCCCCAAAAAGAACUGAAAUGAAAAUAAGACGAAAGGACUUUUCAUCGUGAGUGAGUGGAGGGGAAGGAUGAUUGUAUAUGUUAGGAUAAAAUUUUCCAGAUUCCCCUGUAAGGCUUUGCAAUAUUUUUAAGUUUUACCCUUAUGGCAGUCAAAAACAAACAUCCUCCACCCACCCAAGCGAUAACUGACGUCUGGCUCUUAAUCAUUUGUGCUGAUUUAUUUUUCAUAACGUAAACUCCAAUUGCAUAUUGUGAAGGGAGAGGCAAUUUUAAAAUUUGGGAUAGUUAUCUAAGAUUGUGCAAGGAACGUGCUUAAUUUGAAAAGAAUUUUGAUGGAAACAAAACGCAAAAUUUUGUUUCUUUAGGAAUUUUAUACCGGUAAAUUAAAUUACACCUGACCUUGCCGUCAGUCAGUUAGAUCCAAAAGUAAAUUUCUAGAAGCAUUAAUUAUAAUUAGGUCAAGUCCACUUCAUACUAAAUUAGACCGAUCUCAAGGUUUAUUGUAAACUUUAUCCAAAAGCGUUGAGAUAAAUAUGUGUUAUAAAUAAAUGAUAUCAUAAAAGCC